AUGCAUUUCCAGUGUGGCUGAAUGGAUAGUGUAUAUUAAAACCCGGAUUAAGUGCAGCAGAACCCAAAUAACUGGACAUUAUUACAUUGUGGCAAGUAAGAAAAUGAUUGCGACAAAACCAUCUAGAAGAAUGCAUGGGCAGAUGGCCAUUCUCGUCUUUUUAAGCUCUUGGCAUCAUGGUCUUGGAGAUGUUAAUUUCCCUGUUCCUGAGGAGCUGCCAAGAGGUGCGUUAGUAGGAAAUAUAGGUAAGGAUUUGGGGAUCAGUACAAGAAAUCUUUCUGCGCGGCAGCUCCGCAUCGUGUUUGGUGACGACAAACAAUAUUUAUUGUCAGAUUCUGAAAAUGGGAAUUUGUUUAUGAAUGAAAUACUGGACAGAGAACAUAUUUGUGGUAAGAAAGUCCCUUGUUACGUUAACUUUCAAGUCAUAAUGAAAGAGCCGUUGGAGAUAUUUAGUGCAGGAAUGGAAAUACGAGAUAUAAACGACAAUACUCCUUUAUUUCCCGUCAGUGAUUUGCAUUUCAGUAUAAUAGAAUCAGUUCGUACCGGAACAAAAUUCCCAGUUCCCAGUGCCCAGGAUUUAGAUGUGGGGCCCAACGCUUUAAGUACGUAUCGGCUGAGCGCAAACAAUCAUUUUUCAUUGGAUAUGAAGAAUUCAUCUGAUGGUGCUCUGAUGGUUCAGCUGGUCCUUGAUGGAGCACUGGAUCGGGAACAAAAGUCAGUGCAUCAUCUCACACUGACAGCAGCUGAUGCAGGAGUACCACAAAGGACUGGCACAAUACAGAUCAUAGUUAAUGUCCUUGAUGCCAACGACAAUUCCCCAGCCUUUGAUAAAUCCUUGUACAAUGUGAAUGUGACUGAAUAUUCACCUGUAGGAGCCUUACUGGUAAAAGUGAACGCACAAGAUAUGGAUGAAGGUGCAAAUGGAGAGAUUAUGUAUUCAUUCAGUAGUCACACACCAAACAAUCUGCAAGAUAAAUUUGAUAUAAAUCCAUUCACUGGUGAGAUUCGCCUUAAACAAAUAAUGGUCAUAGAGGAUACGCUGUCCUACAGCUUGCAUGUUCAAGCUACAGACAAAGGUUCCCCGGCCCUGACGGAAUAUUGCAGUGUAUUAGUGGACGUUAUCGAUAUAAACAACAAUGCUCCAGAAAUUGUAGUAACUCAUGUUUCUAGCCAGAUAAGGGAAGAUUCCCCAUUGGCAACAAUAGUUGCUUUGGUCAGUGUAACUGACCAAGAUUCUGGAGUUAAUGCACUUGUCACUUGCAAGAUUGUGGAGAACAUUCCUUUUAAACUUCAGUCCGCCAGCAGAUACUAUACUUUGGUAACCGAUGGUCCUUUAGACCGAGAAACAGUUCCCUCCUACAACAUUACAGUCACUGCUACAGAUUCAGGAAGCCCCCCUCUUUCUACAGAAACAUACAUUGUUGUCCACGUUGUCGACGUAAAUGACAAUCCACCAAGAUUUCCUCAAGACACCCUCAAGGUCUAUGUAAAGGAAAACAAUUCAGUUGGGGAUUUCCUGUGCCAGAUUAUUGCUAUGGACCCAGAUUUAGACGAGAAUGGCAGAGUUACUUAUUCCGUUCUGGACAAUAAACUUGGCAGCUUGCAUGCUAUGAACUAUGUAUCAGUAAGCACAGAAAGCGGAAAUGUAUAUGCCAAGUCAAUUUUUGACUACGAGAAACUCAAGACCUUCGAGAUACUGGUUGAAGCAGUGGAUAAAGGUAGUCCGUCCUUGAGCAGUACUGUAACCGUUCAGGUUACCAUUGUGGACCAGAAUGACAACGACCCUGUCUUCUUAUACCCUUCUACAGCAAAUGGUGAUGUACCAGUGGAAAUGGUCCCGCGUUCUGCAGAAGCAGGAUUCUUGGUGACCAAGGUCAUAACAGUUGAUGCAGACUCUGGUCAAAACGCUUGGUUGUCCUACCAAAUACUACAAUCUAGUGACCCCAGUCUUUUUAAUAUUGAUCAACAAACUGGAGAAAUCAAGAUCUUACGCAUCAUCAAGGCAGUGGAUCCCAGCAAACAGAAAAUUGUCAUUGAAGUGAAGGACAAUGGUAUUCCAAAAAGGACAGCUUCUGUGACUAUAGGACUAAUACUGUACGAUAGCUUCCCACAAAUAUUACCUGAUUUUGGGGAGGAGUCAGAAAGUGAUGCCCGAUUUUCUAGUUUGAACAGGUAUCUAUUGAUCAUCUUGGUCUCAGUUUCGCUUCUGUUCAUUGGGUUUGUAAUUACACUUAGUUCAGUUGUAUGUCGCAGACAACUUGAUACAGGCAACUGGGCGUGUACCACAAUUUGUUGUGAAGGCCAGUAUGACCGCUAUAUAUUAAAAAUCCCAGCUCCACCUAAUUCUACCCUACCUGCAGACACUGGAGAGAAAAGAUAUUCAGAAUCGCUUUCUUAUAAUUACCAUUACAAAGCGUUUACCGGAAAUAUUUCUCAAAAUGCCAAUGCAAGUUCUGAAACAUCAGAUAUUAAAAACACUGGAAGUUGUGAACUCUCUUCACAAGGAUACUGCCUUAUGGUUCCGAAUGUGGAAGGACACAUUAGCAAGGAAAUCAAUAUGGUAUGUAAUUAA
This is a messenger RNA of Protopterus annectens (West African lungfish), 2572 nucleotides long. RefSeq names its product protocadherin alpha-C2-like. The record is from RefSeq and is a predicted model, not a curated record. Gene Ontology annotation, cellular component: plasma membrane. NCBI's taxonomy places the organism in Eukaryota, Metazoa, Chordata, Ceratodontiformes, Protopteridae. The transcript has a single exon. Gene Ontology annotation, biological process: homophilic cell-cell adhesion. The coding region runs from base 104 to 2572 and encodes 822 amino acids. Gene Ontology annotation, molecular function: calcium ion binding.